GAUGAUGUUGAUGAUAAUUCCAUUAUGGAACACGUUCCUCGCCUUAUAAAAAAAAGAAGCUCUACGAUAUAAUUUUUAGUAUCUUUUUGUUUUUUUUUCCUUUUUCCUUUCGGCUUUUGAAGAAGAUGAAGAUCGUGGUUUAUGGUUCAAUAAUGAUGACAAGAAAAAGGUCGCAGUUUUAAUUGAAUAAACAGCAGUUCCUGGAAGUUUAAUUUUACUACUAAACAAAAAGCCAGCAGAAAGCUUUCAGGAUUUGUUGCUUUCACCUAAAGGGUCAUCGUAUCCUUUUCUCUCACUGAAUGCAGCUCUUGAUCACACAAACAACAAUCCAGAUAGUAUACGAUCAUGUCUUAUUUACCAGCAAGAAAAGGGAGACACAGACAACGGUACGAGGAUAAUCUGAGGCUUGUUGCCGGGUGUAUUCCAUACAGAGUGGAGAAGGAUGUUGAGGACAGCAGGAUCAGUGUUCUUAUGAUAUCCACACCGAAUCGUGAUGAUCUUGUUUUCCCUAAAGGUGGAUGGGAAGAUGAUGAGACUGUUAAUGAAGCAGCAUGCCGAGAGGCCUUAGAGGAAGCCGGAGUCAAAGGAAUACUUGAUGAGGAACCAUUGGGAGUGUGGGAGUUUAGAAGCAAGAGUAAACAGAACAGUUGCAGCCUGGAAGGUGGCUGUAGAGGUUACAUGUUUGCCUUGGAGGUGACCGAAGAACUCGAUUCAUGGGCCGAACAGAGUACUUACAAGAGGCAAUGGGUUUCCCCAGAAGAAGCGUAUAAACUGUGCCGGUACGAUUGGAUGAGCGAAGCUCUUGAGAAACAUUUGAGAAGAAUGGAGAGGAACAGCAAUAUUGAGAAGGCAGAAAAGUUGGUGGAACAUCAAAUGUUAUCAGCUGGUUGCUCUACAAAACCAUCCAACCUUGAAGAGUCAUUUAGUAAGUGUAUUGUGCAGGGUUAACCAGUCCUUGUCCUAGUCCUUUUGUGAAAUUGUUAUCAGUUAAGCUGUUUGCCAUUAUUAACUGUUGUAUACUGGAUAUAUCACAUCAAUCUUCUAAUUUAUUUGAAUGGAUAGAAAGGCACCAGCCAACCAAGUA
Gossypium raimondii (Peruvian cotton) is the source of this 1084-nucleotide messenger RNA. RefSeq names its product nudix hydrolase 13, mitochondrial. The coding region runs from base 346 to 948 and encodes 200 amino acids. The transcript is spliced from 7 exons. Gene Ontology annotation, cellular component: cytoplasm; nucleus. Gene Ontology annotation, molecular function: pyrophosphatase activity. Lineage: Eukaryota; Viridiplantae; Streptophyta; Magnoliopsida; Malvales; Malvaceae. The record is from RefSeq and is a predicted model, not a curated record.